UUAUUUGACUUUACGACAAUUUUUAUAGGAUAAGAAUUAAACGAUAAUGGUGGUCAGCAAUUCCAAACGACGAUUUUAAGAAUUUUUUUUUAAUUCUUUUUAAAUUUACCUAUGAGAUCACAUUAACUAAACGAGGAAGCGGACAAGGUCAACACACUUGUGUGAAGAAUUUGCGGACGUAAUACGUUCAUUUAAAUUGAUUUUUCCUCUUAGCAGAAACUUGCCGCUAAGUUACAAAAAUUAUAACAAGAAAAUACAUUGUUUUCUUUAAUAAUUAUCGGUUAGUCACAAGGCUACAUAAACGCUCUAAUUUGACGCUCUCCUAAGCUUUUGUUUAAUAGGCUGGAAAACAAAAGAAUAUUACGUACUUUUAUUUCGUACUUUCGCUCCUAUCAAUAAAAAAACAAAAGUAUUCAUUGAAAUUGGCAGUUCCGUUGAAACUAAUGGUAAUUCUUUUGUCAAAAGUUAAGACUCAACCGUACAAUAAAAAAAAAAAAGACAGAUAACAGCUGACCGAGUGUUAACCGACAAACAGAAAUAUACUAUAGAAUCUAAGCCGUUCUUCAGCACAAAUUUCAUCUAAUAUAGAAAUCCAUGUUUGCCUUUUUCUUUGGUAGCUUUUUAACGACUCUGCUGACUAGCGUUGAUAAGUGUCCAGCCCAUAAGAGCGGUGUGACUAAACUUGAGCCACAUCCUGAGUUGUUUUUAAUGAUUUUAGUAUUGAGUGCUCCACAGUAUGAGGAAAAACGUCUAAGUUUACGCAAUACCUGGUUGCGUUUAGGUCAGCCUUUGGGGUUGCCUUACUAUCCAGAAGAUUUUAUUUACUUGCCAACUUACAAUAAACGCGGUCACCUAGAAAGAGAAGGGCCCUCGGAACAGGCGAAUCGUUUGCGUGUUUAUGUGGAUUGGUUGGAUAGUGUACAAAGCCCUAAAAGCUCUGAUGUACCCAAAAGAAACAUCAAAAUUAAGCACUUUUUUGCUAUUGGUACGUUAGGAAUACAUCCUAACUUACGUGCAAAUUUGGAUAAAGAGCAAGCACAAUUUCAAGACUUAUUAUUUCUGCCUCGUUUAGUUGAUGUUUAUGCCAAUUUAACUGAAAAAUUGUUACAUUCAAUCGAUGCUUUGAUACAUCAUUACAAUUUUACCUAUUUACUUAAAGUAGACGACGAUACCUAUGUGAAAUUGGAUUAUUUACUAAAUGAGCUAGUCUCUUAUGAUCGCAAAUUAAUACGUAAAGCUCGAGAUUAUCGUGGAGAUCCUUUGCCAGCACUUUAUUGGGGUUACUUUAAUGGUCGAGCUAAUAUUAAAACCAAGGGCCAAUGGAGUGAAUCGAAUUAUUAUUUGGCACAGCGUUAUAUCACUUAUGCCUUAGGAGGUGGCUAUGUGUUGGGACGCAUGCUUUGUGAAUUCAUAGGUAACAACUCUCACCAUCUUUCUUCCUACGUUAGUGAAGACAUUUCUGUUGGCACUUGGCUCGCUGCCUUCCGUCAUGUAUAUAGACGUCACGAUCCCCGUUUUGAUACCGGCUAUAUGUCUCGCAAAUGUCGAGCACACCAUCUCGUAUUGCACAAGCGCAAUGAAACACUAAUGCGCGAUUUAUAUAACGGUAAACUGUGCACCUUUGAAGCAGGAAAUGAAAUAUAUUUGAAAAGACCUACAGAAUAUUAUUACGACUGGCGUAAAACAGCAGACAAAUGUUGUGACAAUUUAGUCGCGUAGAAACAAUUAGCAAAACUAUAUACAAAAGCUUUCUAAAUUUAAAAAUCAUUCCACCUAAAUUGAUGUGAAUUAUAAUUGAAUAUCAAACCAAAUCAAAGCACAAUUAAAAAAUAAAAUUCUACCAAUUAUUAUAAAAAUAUGUUUAGUAAAUAUAAGCAUUUACUUA
This is a messenger RNA of Glossina fuscipes, 1885 nucleotides long. It is a transcript of the gene beta3GalTII, whose product is annotated as beta-1,3-galactosyltransferase 6. Gene Ontology annotation, molecular function: UDP-galactosyltransferase activity. Gene Ontology annotation, cellular component: membrane. The record is from RefSeq and is a predicted model, not a curated record. Lineage: Eukaryota; Metazoa; Arthropoda; Insecta; Diptera; Glossinidae. The transcript is spliced from 2 exons. Bases 595 to 1719 code for a protein of 374 amino acids. Gene Ontology annotation, biological process: glycosaminoglycan biosynthetic process.